AGCGGCUGGCAGAGGUCGUCUCCUCCCCCGCCGCGUGCCAAGGGCCCUCCCUGGCUGGGAGGGGUGGGGAGAAGGAUCCCACGGAGCGGCGACCUCGGCGACCGGCGGGGGCACUCCGUGACUCCCAUCUGACAGCUGUUUCCUCUCCCUGGCCGUGUCUGCCCCGUCUUCCGACCGCUCGGUGACACGGCUUGCUAGAACUCGGCCGAUCCUCGGGGCGGACGCUUCGGAAACAGGCGGCUCCGCUCCGCUUCUCUCCGCCUCGCAGUUUUGCCAAGCUGAGAGCAGGAUGGGCAAAGUUGCCUUCCCUUCGCUCCUGGUCUUUAGCCUGCUUCUGCUCGCCUCCGGAGUCUGCGGUAACAAUAUCUGUACUACACGAGGAGCAAAUUCAUGUCAACAGUGCCUGUCUGUAAGUCCACGUUGUGCUUGGUGCUCCCAGGAGGAUAUGCCAAAAAGUUUCUCUCGCUGUGACUUGAUGGAAAACCUCAUUCAAAAUGGCUGCACAAAGGAUUAUAGAGAGUAUCCAGUCAGCAUGACCAACAUCCUGGAGGCCAGACCUCUCAGUGCCAAAGGAUCAGGCAGUGACAUCACCCAAAUGACCCCACAGAAGAUUGAACUCUACCUGCGGCCAGAUGAUUCCCAAACUUUCUCAAUACAAGUGCGCCAGGUGGAGGAUUAUCCUGUGGACAUCUACUAUCUAAUGGAUUUGUCUAAUUCCAUGAGGGAUGACCUCCAUAAAAUCCAGAACUUAGGUACCAGUCUAGCCAUGGAAAUGCGCAGAGUGACCAGCAACCUGAGGAUUGGCUUUGGAGCUUUUGUGGACAAACCCCUGUCCCCUUACAUGUACAUUUCUCCUCCAGAGGCCAUUGAAAACCCAUGCUAUGACUUGAACCCACCAAACGACCACUGUCUGCCAAUGUUUGGCUACAAGCAUGUCCUAGCGCUCACAGAUGAGGUCAGGCGUUUCAAUGAGGAGGUGAAGAAGCAAAGCGUGUCUAAGAAUCGAGAUGCACCUGAAGGAGGAUUUGAUGCCAUCAUCCAAGCAGUUGUCUGUGGUGACAAAAUUGGCUGGAGACCUGAUGCCUCCCACUUGUUGGUCUUCACUACAGAUGCCAAGACCCACAUUGCUUUAGAUGGGAGACUGGCUGGAAUUGUCACACCUAAUGACGGGGAAUGCCACAUGAACAGCGAUAACCUCUAUGAAGCUUCCACCAAACUGGAUUACCCAUCCCUUGGCCUGAUGACAGAUAAACUCUCACAGAAAAACAUUAACUUGAUUUUUGCAGUGACUCAGGACAUCGUGGGUCUCUACCAGAACUACAGCGAGUUGCUCCCAGGCACCACUGUAGGAACAUUGUCAAAGGACUCAAGCAAUGUUUUGCAGCUCAUUUUGGAUUCCUAUGGGAAAAUCCGUUCCAAGGUUGAACUAGAAGUCCGUAAUCUCCCAGAGGAAUUGUCCCUCUCAUUUAAUGCCACCUGCCUGGAGAAUGAAGUUAUUCCUGGAGUUAAGUCUUGUGUUGGACUCAAGAUCGGGGAUACAGUGAGCUUCAGCAUUGAAGCAAAGGUCCGCAGUUGCCCAAAGGACCGGCAGACGUCUUUCACCAUCAAGCCAGUGGGCUUUGAGGACAGCCUGACGGUUCUGUUGAACUUUGAUUGUGACUGUGCUUGCCAGGACUACGCUGAGCCUAACAGCAAGAUCUGUAACAAUGGGAAUGGCACUUUUGAAUGUGGGAUGUGCCGCUGCCACCCAGGCCGGCUGGGCUCCCACUGCGAGUGCUCUGAAGAAGAAUAUGGCCCGUCCCAGCAGGAUAACUGCAGCCCCAGUCAGGGCCAACCACUUUGCAGCCAGAGGGGAGAAUGCAUCUGUGGCCAAUGCAUUUGCUACGGCAGUGACUUUGGCAGGAUAUCGGGCAAAUACUGUGAAUGCGAUGACUUCUCCUGUGUCCGCUUCAAAGGGGAGCUGUGCUCAGGACACGGGAAAUGCGUCUGUGGAGACUGCACCUGCAACCCCGACUGGACUGGAGCAUAUUGCAACUGUACAACCCGGACUGACACCUGCAUGUCUAGCAAUGGGCUGAUGUGCAGUGGGCAGGGGCGUGGAUACUGUGCCUGUGGGAAAUGCGUCUGUACUCAGCCUGGCUCUUACGGAGACACCUGUGAGAAGUGCCCAACCUGCCCCGAUGCCUGCACCAUCAAAAAGGAGUGUGUGGAAUGCAAGAAAUUUGAGAGGGGAAUCCUGAUAGAGCAAGACACCUGCAACCGCAACUGCCGGGAUGAGAUUGAGUUGGUGCAGGAACUUGGAGACAAGGGGAAAGAUGCUGUGAACUGUACCUACAAGGAUGAGAACGACUGUGUGGUGUACUUCCAAUAUUACGAGGACUCCAGUGGCAAAUCAAUCCUCUAUGUUAUUGAGGAACCAGAUUGUUCCAAGGGACCUGAUAUCUUGGUAGUUCUCCUUUCGGUAACUGGAGCCAUCUUACUUAUUGGCUUGGCUGCUUUGCUCAUCUGGAAACUGCUUAUUACCAUCCAUGACCGACGAGAAUUUGCCAAGUUUGAAGAAGAACGGGCCAGGGCUAGAUGGGACACGGCCAACAAUCCCCUGUACAAAGGAGCUACCUCCACCUUCACCAACAUUACGUACUGUGGGAACUCGUGAGACUACAGCCUUCUGAGGUCUUCUCCACUCAUGUUUACAGAACUGUCUCUGUUGUGUGUGAGAGAGAUUUUUAAAACAAAACAAAACAGCCUUUGCUCAAGAGCCUUCACUGUUCUGCUGUCACAAGAGAAUAUCUGCACUGUGAUUCUUCCAAGACUCUCUUUUUACCUCAGCUUGCCCAGAGCUACGGCCUGGACCCACAUACUGAAGAAGAAAGCAGGACUUACUCUUCAGUAGGAACAGCACUGCAUAACUCCAGGGUUCAUAGGACAUUCUAGUUGAAUAAAAUUAGGGGUUAUGGUUAUUGAGCUUUAUAAACUAACUCAGAUGUUAACUAGUGAAAUUUGGGAUAGAAGGGAUUUGAAGGGAGUUCCCUGAUUUAGGAUACCCAGUCCAUUGCAAGCUGAACUCAAAGUCCCCCCUCCAGGCUAAGUUUCAGGUGGUUCAGCUAGUUGCUGUGCUGCAGCUGCUGCCCCUUCCAGACAUACAAGACAUUGGCUGGGUUGGCCAAGGAAGCAGCUUGCUGAAGGUCCUUCAUUGUACUUUGCACGCUGCUGUCUAGCAUGGCUGGUGCUAGGAUCCAGGGGAGAUACUUUCUCCAGGAAUCCUUGCUCCUAAUAGAGAUGGUAAAGGGGAGGGGAGUACAGGAACAGAGGUUGACCAUGAGACUUAGGAAUCUGUCCACUCCUAUUUUGCUGCCAGUACAAUUGUGAACCUGAACUUCCAAAUGAACUCAGAAAUAAGACAUGUUAUAACGGGGGCCUAAAGAAAAAUACAUUUUCAAAUCCAGAGUUUUACAUACUGCAUCAGAGUUCCAAUAUUCUUGAACUAUACCUUUUGUUAUACUUAUUUCAAGGUCAGAAGAUCAUAAAUUCCUUGCUUUCAAUUUUUCAAAGGAAAGAGUUGUAUAUGUUGUUUGCUUUCUCUGGUGAAGAAAGAAAAGGCACUCAGCAUUAAUUCCUUUUGUAUGCUGACUUCACAUAUUUCAAGGCCUCUGGUUCCGAUUAGGUCCCUCCUAGAUAAUAUUUCACAUAACAUUAAUGUCUUGGUUGGGUUCACACAUGAUAACAAGCUCUAAUGUAGAAUGGUUGUUUUGGGCUUAGCACGAUGUACAAAUCCAUUCACUGUGUCAGUAUUAUAUAUAAACUGGGCAACUAUAGUUUAGUCUGUGCUGUAGAAAUAGCACUGGACAGGGAGUUGGACUAGAUGAUCUCCAAAGUCCCCUUCAAACUUUACAGUCUAAGAUACUAGAGUGCAUGGCUAUAUAGCUACUUGAUCUUCUUGGGGUAGGUUUGGGGAAGGAGACGUAGCUCAGUCUUACAACAUAUGCUUUGCCUACUAGAGGUCCCAUGUUUAAUCCCUAGCAUGUCAGUCUAGAAAUCUGUUGUCCAACAAGAGUGAGCCCCUUGAAUACUGCUGCCUACAAGUACAGUACAAGGCAGCUACACAGAAUCAUAUUAUGCACCAUGUAAAGCCAGAAUCUCUUCACCAGUAAGUGCUAUAUGUCAGUAGGAUUUGCCACUAGCUUAACAAUGCUUCGCCUGUGGGCGGGCUCUUCUCAGCUCCUGCCUUUCACUCAGGGAAUCAACACUCAUCUAGGUGAGUGUCCUAGAUGACCUCAGAAUUGUUCCCCUAGAACAGUCCUCAAGUUUUUUGAAGCAGGAGGGACCUGUUGAAGCAAUCUGGCUGAAUCUUUGGGGCCUUUGCGCUUCAUAGAGUCCCUAACAUAGGUAAAGAGUUCCCUUCCUGCACUAAGAUGGAAGAUGUUUUGGCAGGAUCAAGUAUUGUCAUACCUGACUUUCAAAUGCCACUUGUGGCUGUUUCCCUCUAGAGACUCAUGGUCAUAUCUAAAGUUGGGAGCAGAAUAAUGUAAGUGUCCCUUUCCUUUCUCUUCUGUUUUCUGCCACACAUCAACACCGUCAUUGCUCUAACACUUCACUUAAAUAUACACAGUAUCUAUGCAUCUCUCUAGCUGAAGAGUAGCACCUUCCCAUGAGAAACAUCUGCUUCUGUAAUUAAGAAAAUGAGAUUUCAUACUGCUAUUAAUAAGUUGGAAACAAAUUGAUUACUAGAAAUAGUAAACCCUCUUGAAGGGAUUUCUCUGGAAUGGCAAUUUGCACUGAACCAACUUUGAGGUAUACCUUUUAUGGUUACACAGGUUUCCCCCAGCAAUUUUCCAGGUCCCCUUAUCCUAAAGUCAGUGUAUCCCCUGUGUUCAUUCAUAAAAGGGAAGAGGCCAAGAAGUAAGGCUGCUCUUUCCUGAGCUGAGAUCAUAAUGGAGGGCAGAAUUAUUUUGAGUAGAUUUGGUUAAAAGGAAGGCCAAUGUGGCAAUUUGUAUAGGUACAGGAGUGCCUAUGGCACACAUAAAUAAAUAGUCUCAGCUCACUAA
Molecule: messenger RNA, 5045 nt
Organism: Candoia aspera
Lineage: Eukaryota; Metazoa; Chordata; Lepidosauria; Squamata; Candoiidae
Gene: ITGB3
Product: integrin subunit beta 3
Exons: 15
Coding region: 290-2656 (788 amino acids)
Biological process (GO): cell adhesion mediated by integrin; cell migration; cell-matrix adhesion
Cellular component (GO): focal adhesion; cell surface; integrin complex
Molecular function (GO): fibronectin binding; integrin binding; fibrinogen binding
Source: RefSeq, a predicted model, not a curated record